AUGUUUGCUACUCAACGUCUUCGAUCGAUCGCGGCUUCCCCUAUUUUGAAAAGACAACUUCACUCGAGCUCAUAUGUUAUGGCUUCCGAAAGCAAGCAAGGAUUAUUCAGUAAAUUAAAUCCAUGGGCUAGUAAAACAGAUACAACUGUGAGUGAAUCAGUGGCUACCCCUGUCAACAGCCCCGAAGAUGAUAAAGUGACAUUCAGAGUAGAUUAUGAAGAGGAAGAAAAAGAGAGCAUCAAACCUUGGUUGAAUGAAGCACAGUUAACAGAUAAAGCCGAAAUUGAAGCAAAAGUUAAAUCUGUUAUUUUAGAAAGAAUACAAGAAGCAACAGAAACAAAUUGGAAAGGUUUACCUUUCAAAACACUCACUGCUAAAUUUAAAGUCAUCAAGGAUGCGAUAAAAGAAACAGGCAUUGAUGUACCCAACUACAAAUUAAAUGAACUGAACACGACAGAUGAUAUUCUAUACUAUUUUACAGAAGAAAAGGAUAUUAUUUUGACAGCCAAAAAGCAACAAAACGAGACUAUAAAGGACUUCUUUGAAGAAAAUAGAGAAUCAUUACCAUCAAACAUGGUAUUCGUACCUAGAGAUUAA
Mycotypha africana is the source of this 597-nucleotide messenger RNA. RefSeq lists its product as uncharacterized. The record is from RefSeq and is a predicted model, not a curated record. The coding region runs from base 1 to 597 and encodes 198 amino acids. Gene Ontology annotation, cellular component: mitochondrion. NCBI's taxonomy places the organism in Eukaryota, Fungi, Mucoromycota, Mucoromycetes, Mucorales, Mycotyphaceae. The transcript has 2 exons.